AAAUUACGAGUACAAAACACAAUGGGAUAGUGUGAAAUAGAGUGAAAGAAAGUGAAGGACAAACACACACAGAAAGAGGCAAUAGAAAGAAAAUCAUCAAUGGAGUUGGAAGUACGAGCAGUGGCGGGAGUAGAGAACUGCCAUGUCUCACUCCCACUCUCUCUCCUCCAAACCCUAGAAUCCACUCAUCCUGACCACCAUCUUCCUCACUUUCUCCCUCUUCAGCUUCGUUCUCUCUCCGUUGACCGUCUUUGGCAUGUCGCUUGGUGCGGUUCUUCCUCCUCUUCUCCUGCCAUCGAGAUAGCUCAAGAAUUUGCUGCUUGUAUUGGUUUACCGGAUGGAACAAUUGUGCAAGUUAGAGCUCUUCCUAAUGUGCCCAAGGCUAGCCUUGUCACAAUCGAACCCCUUACUGAAGAUGACUGGGAAGUUGUUGAGCUCAAUGCUCAAAGUGCCGAGGCUGCUAUCUUGAAUCAGGUACGCAUUAUCCAAGGAAACAUGACAUUUCCUUUGUGGUUGCAUGGCCAUCGAAUUGUUACCUUUACCGUGGUAUCAUUGUUGCCUGAUAGAACUGUGGUACAACUUGUGCCAGGAGCUGAAGUUGCUGUUGCACCAAAGAGGCGUAGAAAAUCUGCUGACCAGUGCGAAGACUCCAGUUUGAAAUCAUUAGAUGGAUCUAAUUCUUUCCAAAAGAUGCUUUUGCGUGUUCAAGAUCCAAAAAAUAGGUUGAUCCAUGAUAGCCAUUUAAAAGGAGGGAAUGUGGGGAUUGAGCUAACAACUAUUGUUUUAAUUCAUCCAGAAACAGCCAAAAUCUUUUUGUUUGACUCUCUUCAUGUAGUUGUCAUAUUGCCUAGACAACCUUCAAAGAUGAAAGUGGAGAAUACUGGAAAUAAUAGUCAGAGGAAGCAGCCAUCAUCAGAGGAGAGUAAAUCUCGUUACGUUAUAGUUCGUCUUGUGUUCUCUGAGUCUGUUGCUAAAGGACACAUCAUGAUUUCUCAAUCAUUGUGUCGCUAUCUGAGAGUAAGCUUUCACUCAUGGAUCUAUAUGCAAAGAUAUUCUAAUCAUCUGAAGAAAGAUGCUCCUUCAUUUUCCCUCUCCCCAAGUCAGUUUAUGCCGUACAAAAACAGCCAAGAUCCUCAACAAAAUGGUGCAGAGGUGCUUGAUGACAGUCUUGUCCAAGAAGAUAAACCUUCACUUCAUCAGUCUUUGCGUGACAUGGGUGGACUAGAUUGCACUUCACAAGAGGAGCUUAUCUCUACUCUUUUUGAUGGAUUAGCUGAUACUGCAAAUAAGGAGAGUGGUUUCCCUUUUAAUGCUAAAGAGAGAUUGAAGGGCCUCCUCUAUUCAUGGAUAGAAGCUCAGUUUCAUGGUAUUACUUCAAUGGCUGGAGUAAAGGCUACUUCAUUGGUUUUGGGUCCUACAACUUUUCUUCGCUUCAAAUUGACAACUAGCAGUUAUGUGUCUGGUGAUAAAUGGCAGUCAUCAACUGACAAUUUAACGGAUGCAAAAAUGAUGGUACAAUCAGUAAAUGAGAUCUUGUAUGUGUUAAACGCCUCUGGUGGAUCUGUGCCUGCUCAAAAGUAUAGUGCUUAUGAGCUCGCAAUGGGAGAUCAGGUCACUAGGGUAAAUGAUGUUUUGAGGAUACUUUCUGAAAAUCUGAGCAUGGACAGUUUUGUGUCUUAUGAUACUUGCAAAAACCGUGUCUUCAACCAAAACACCACUUCAACUAUCUCUUCUUUGAGUUGGAUGGGUAUUGCAGCUUCAGAUGUCAUUAAUAGGUUGACACUGCUGUUAUCUCCUACCUGUGGGACAUGGCUUAGUAAUCUCAACCUUCCAUUACCUGGUCAUGUUCUAGUGUAUGGUCCUCCUGGUUCUGGAAAAACAGUCUUAGCUUCAGCUGCUGCCAAAUCCCUGGAAGAAAACAAAGACAUCUUGGUCCAUACUGUUUUCAUACCCUGCUCAACAUUGGCUGUAGAAAAAGUCACGUCGAUCCGCCAAAUGCUGUGUGACUAUCUGUCAGAUGCCCUGGAUAAUGCACCAUCUGUCAUCAUAUUUGAUGAUCUUGAUAGCAUUAUUACAUCCUCGAGUGAUGCUGAAGGAUCUCAACCCUCUGCCUCUGUGGUUGUGCUUACGGAAUUCAUCACUGGGAUCAUGGAUGAAUAUGGGGAGAAGAGGAAGCAGUCAUGUAGCCUUGGUCCUUUAGCAUUUAUAGCUUGUGUUCGUGAGCUGGAUAACAUACCUCAGUCAUUGAGGUCCUCAGGGAGGUUCGAUUUUCACAUACAACUUCCUGCUCCUUCUGCCUCGGAACGUCUGGCUAUCUUGAGGCAUGAAAUUCAGAAACGUUCCUUACAAUGUUCAGAGGAUGUGUUACUAGAUGUAGCCUCAAAAUGUGAUGGAUAUGAUGCAUAUGAUCUGGGUAUAUUAGUUGAUAGGAGUGUUCAUGCUGCUAUUGGUCGUUUUUUACCUUCUCAAGAGGCAGUGGAUAGGGUAAACCCGAGCUUAAUUGCAGAUGACUUUGCACAAGCUAGGCAAGAUUUUCUUCCAGUUUCCAUGCGUGAUAUCACCAAGUCACCAUCUGAAGGUGGUCGUGUUGGUUGGGAAGAUAUUGGUGGUCUCAGCGAUGUUCGUGAUGCCGUCAAAGAGAUGAUUGAACUACCUUCAAAAUUUCCACAUAUAUUUGGUAAAUCUCCUUUAAGAAUGCGCUCAAACGUUCUGUUAUAUGGCCCUCCUGGCUGUGGAAAGACCCACUUUGUUGGGGCUGCUGCUGCUGCUUCUUCUCUCAGAUUUAUAUCGAUAAAAGGGCCUGAGCUGCUUAACAAAUACAUUGGUGCAUCUGAACAAGCUGUUCGAGAUGUGUUUUCUAAAGCUGCUGCUGCUGCUCCAUGCCUUCUAUUCUUUGAUGAAUUUGACUCCAUUGCCCCUAAGAGAGGACAUGAUAACACUGGAGUCACUGAUCGUGUUGUUAAUCAGUUUUUAACUGAAUUGGAUGGUGUAGAAGUCUUAACUGGUGUAUUUGUUUUUGCCGCAACAAGUAGGCCUGAUUUACUUGAUGCUGCUUUGUUACGACCUGGUCGACUGGAUCGCCUACUUUUCUGUGAUUUUCCUUCUUUGCAUGAAAGAUCAGAUAUUCUUAGAGUUCUCUCAAGGAAGCUACCUUUGGCAGAUAAUGUUGAUUUGGGCGCAAUAGCAUAUAUGACUGAAGGAUUUAGUGGUGCGGAUCUUCAAGCCCUUCUGUCAGAUGCUCAAUUAGCUGCGGUUCAGGAGCUUCUUGACAGUGGAUAUGAUGGCAAGUCAGGAGAAUCACCUAUAAUUACGGAUGAGCUGCUAAAGUCUAUUGCUUCCAAGGCUAAACCAUCAGUGUCAGAGUCUGAGAAAGAGAGACUUUAUGCCAUUUAUAACCAAUUCUUGGACGCUAAAAGAUCUGUUGGUGCACAGUCUAGGGAUGCAAAAGGCAAAAGAGUGACAUUGGCAUGAUGAAAUACUGACUUCAGUUGACUCAAAAAAAUCAUUGGAUCAAGCAAUAGCAUGCCAUACGUAAUAUGGUGAGCUGCAAGUAAUCUUCGAAUGAUUAGUUGCCAGCAUUUUUUUUCAGCUUCUAGGCUCGGGUUUUUUUUUUUUUGGGGGGGGGGGGUGUUGGUGUAAAGCUAUAAUUGUAGAUUCACUUGUAUAUUUUGUGUUAUCCUAGGCUGUUACAUAUUUCAAUUUUCAUGUGGUUGCAACAUUGUAGCUUUCGUAUAAGAUGCAAGCUUCAAAUGGACUAUAGAGAAAAUUCACAUGUGCUGUCGAUCACAAGUUACUGACCUUACUGCUACCAAAUUUGAUUCCGAGAUGGAGAAUACUGUACUAAUACGGCUUGAUGAAUCUAUAGUAGGCUGUCUGCCUAUUUAUACCAUAUGUUUUCUCACCUGUGUGUUUUUCCCUGUUGAAUAAACAUAAGCUCUCCGUAUUCAGAAAAUCCAAACAGAUUAACCGAAUUCUGACAAAACUAAUACUAGACCCUGAUUUUUGCUUUA
This is a messenger RNA of Chenopodium quinoa (quinoa), 4010 nucleotides long. Its product is annotated as peroxisome biogenesis protein 1-like. Gene Ontology annotation, cellular component: peroxisome; peroxisomal membrane; cytosol. Gene Ontology annotation, molecular function: ATP binding; ATP hydrolysis activity. The record is from RefSeq and is a predicted model, not a curated record. The transcript has 17 exons. Gene Ontology annotation, biological process: protein import into peroxisome matrix. NCBI's taxonomy places the organism in Eukaryota, Viridiplantae, Streptophyta, Magnoliopsida, Caryophyllales, Amaranthaceae. The coding region runs from base 100 to 3471 and encodes 1123 amino acids.